Sinocyclocheilus rhinocerous is the source of this 648-nucleotide messenger RNA. Its product is annotated as stonustoxin subunit beta-like. Gene Ontology annotation, molecular function: protein binding. Bases 31 to 579 code for a protein of 182 amino acids. The transcript has a single exon. The record is from RefSeq and is a predicted model, not a curated record. Lineage: Eukaryota; Metazoa; Chordata; Actinopteri; Cypriniformes; Cyprinidae.
ACACAGCUGUAGUGAUUGUUGUUGUUAUUAAUGUCUCUGUUCUUGUGUUCAGGGGCCUGUUUUCUCACACUGGAUCCAAACACAGCACACACUCAACUCAGUCUGUCUGAGGAGAACAGAAAUGUGACAGGUGUGUUUGAGAAACAGCCGUAUCCUGAUCAUCCAGACAGAUUUGAUGAUGUCCCUCAGGUGUUGUGUAGAGAGAGAGUGUGUGGACGCUGUUACUGGGAGAUUGAGUGGAGUGGAGAUUAUGUGUUUAUAUCAGUGUCAUAUAAGAGCAUCAGCAGGAAGAGAGCGGGUGAUGAGUGUGUGUUUGGAUCUAAUGAUCAGUCCUGGAGUUUGAUCUGCUCUCCCAUCAGAUACUCAUUCUGGCACAAUAACAAACACACUGAUCUCCCUGUGAAGCCCAUCAUCAUCAGGAGAAUAGGAGUGUUUGUGGAUCAGAGUGCAGGAACUCUGUCCUACUACAGCGUCUCCAGAAACACAAUGAGCCUCAUCCACACAGUCCAGACCACAUUCACUCAGCCGCUCUAUCCUGGGUUUUGGGUUUAUUAUCAAUCAUCAGUGAAACUGUGUUGAUGAAUCAGAGACUGACGAGAGAUUCUAUCCAUAAUGCUCUGAGCAGCAUGAUAAAUCAGUAACAGUGAG